ACAUGGAAACAGAAUAAGGGGCUUCACAAUUUUUACUGAUAUAUUUUUCCAAUAAUCUUUUGAUUCAAUGUGACUUCAUCCUUUAAUCUAAAUCCAAAUGUUUGACUGCCCUUAAUGUUUUUCAUAGGAGGACUGAAGUUGUGUUAAAGGUGGGCCCUGCAUCAUUCACGGAAAAACCUUUUUGUAACAGUUAGCUAGUUUUUCCUCACCUGCCCUGAGAUAAGACCCAACGGACUCUAAUUAGGAAAAGAUGUUGUCCUCCAGUGACCACCCCAUGUGAGAGGAGGGACUGAAGGGACCAUUCAAGGAAGUUAUGGGCCACUUCCUUCAAAAUUGCUGAAAAUAUCUGCAACACAAUAGCUUCUGAUAUCAGUGAGAUUCUUUAUCGGAAUAGCAGAGAAAAGCUGAGAGUGGACUGAACUUUUCCUGGGGUUGUCCCACACACUUCUGGAUAGGGAGAGGUUUUCCUGGAUUAUUUGUAUUUACAGAGAAGUUCUUAUAGUUAACAGUUAUUUAUUUAGUUAAUACAUUACUGAUUAGUUAUUAGGUUGAGAUCAUUCUCAAGACUUCAUGUCAGAGAAAGCCAUUGUGGAGGACACGGAGAUAACAGGAACUGAAGAGGUCAGGAGGGUGGAUUUCAUCAUCUGAGUGAGCACAGUCUUUUUCCAUCUACCUCAGCAUUAUUAAAGCCAGCUGGCCUCGCCCUUACUGGCCAACUAAAAGUACUGAGACUAAGCCUAUGGCAAGUCUAAGAUAAGGCAGGUCAGCUACGUGGUUGUGGUUUUCCGCAGAGUGCUGAUGUUCAUAGCUUCCUGCAAGACACAUCAAAGGGGACAAAUGUUCCGAUUACACAUUUGCAUAUGGCUUUUGGCGCCUUUGCUAAUGGGCUGUGCUGGUCAACCUUGUGCCCCGGAUGAAGACAUCUGUACAAACAUGGAUGUCUAUGAUGAAACAGCAACGUCUGUUCCUGUCACAUUGAAAGCUGGAACCAAAGAGGUCUUUUUUGUGGGCAGUCAAUUCAGCUCAAUUCCAAAAGGAGCGUUUGCCACCAAUCCUCAGCUUGAGAAGAUCGAGUUCCUUGGUACCAUAACAGAUUCCAUUGAGACUGGAGCAUUUGAGGGAUUAAAUAACAUUAAGAUCAUUGAGAUAUCUAGUACACCGCUGGAGUCAGUUAACGUUGGAGUCUUUCAGGAUUUGAGCAGCCUUGAAACUCUGGUCCUGAAAAACAACAAAAUCCAGAAUUUACAGAAGGGCUUAUUUGAUGGUCUUGAGAAACUCAGAGAACUACAGCUGCACAUUAAUGAGAUUGUCACCAUUGAGGAAGGAACAUUUGAUCAGCUAGAAAAUCUUCAGACUCUUCAUCUGGCAAAGAAUAAUCUUAGCUCCAUUUCAUCAUCUCUCCUUUCAAAAUUGAAGAAGCUCGAAAAAAUCAGAUUGUAUGAAAAUGAAUUAACAUCCCUACCUGAUGGAUUAUUUGACAAUCUACAAGGUCUUACAGAGAUUGCUUUACAGAACAACAAAAUAUCAUACAUACAGCCACAAUUAAUUCAGAAUAAAGACAAAUUAGAAAAGUUAUUUCUAAGCAACAACCUCUUAACGGAGCUGCCACCGCAGAUGUUUGUCAACUUUCCAUUACUUAAAUCAUUAACACUGCAGAGUAAUCUAUUAACACAUCUCCCCCCAAACGUAUUUGGAGAAAAGCCUAAACUUACAGAAUUAAGCUUGAAGACCAACAAACUCACCUCACUUCCUCCAGGAGGCUUGAAAGGCCUUUCAAAGCUGCGUAAAUUGGAUCUGUCUGAGAAUCAGUUUGAAACUGUGGGAGGGGAGUUUUUUGAUGGUCUGGAGAAGGUCACAGACCUUAAUCUUCAGAAAAAUGUUAUUAAAUCCCUUACAUCAGACAAUUUUGAGAAACUUAAAUCUCUAACAACCCUAAGGCUUUCUAAAAAUGAACUGAAAUGGCUUCCAGAUGAUGUUUUCAGUUCUCUACCAAAAUUGAGUAAAUUAUACCUGGAUGGCAAUCCUUGGUAUUGUGACUGUAACCUAAUACCCUUAUACAACUGGAUGAAAUCACAUGAAAAGAUCUUAAAAUCUCAACCACUAUGUGCCUCACCUGAGUCUUUGAAAAGCAGAGAGAUCAUCAGUCUAGAAGAGAGUGACUUCAUAUGCCCCACUACACUGCCAACCACAACAACCUUACAAACCACUACCACACCUGUGCCCACAACAACCUUACAAACCACUACCACACCUGUGCCCACAACAACCUUACAAACCACUACCACACCUGUGCCCACAACAACCUUACAAACCACUACCACACCUGUGCCAACAACAACCUUACAAACCACUACCACACCUGUUGCCAACAACAGCCUUACAAACCACUACUACACCUGUGCCUACAACAACACAGACUACAACACUGCCGACCACAACAGCUACAACUACAUUAUCAGUAACUAUGACCACUCGGUCACCAACCACCCCAACCCAUUUCACCUGGUUCAGCACCCAUUGUCCUGA
Molecule: messenger RNA, 2526 nt
Organism: Clupea harengus (Atlantic herring)
Lineage: Eukaryota; Metazoa; Chordata; Actinopteri; Clupeiformes; Clupeidae
Product: carboxypeptidase N subunit 2-like
Exons: 4
Coding region: 799-2526 (575 amino acids)
Cellular component (GO): plasma membrane
Molecular function (GO): protein binding
Source: RefSeq, a predicted model, not a curated record